GAGACUAAGUCUUAGACCAGGGUUUUCGGAUCUCAGCGGCAUAUCCCUAUCACUGAAACACCCCUAGUACCUCUCCCCCGAGGAUCCAUUCACAUUGCGUACCGUUGUGUAAAAAACUUCCAGGUGAUCUUAAAUAGUGACUUAGAAAUGACGUCACUGCAAAAGUGKGGUGUUGUGAACCUGUGAAAAUAUGACCUGCGAAAAUAAAAACAUGCCUGCCAUUGCAAUAAAAACUGAUAUGAGACACAUGAAUUAUUGUGUCACUGUUAUCAAGCGCGUACAACUAGGAACGUUAUUUUCUUUUUAUUGGUGGCCUCAGAAGAAAGCGGGAGUCUCUAGGUAAAACCAUAUUGUUUCAACAGUCACUGCCAAUUUGAAGUGGAUGGCUUGAAACUCAUAAUUUCCGAUCGCGAGGCCGGGUCGCGAGGUAAAGUGACACCUCAGGUUUGCAAAUUCGGCUAUUUUUUCUCAGCGGAUCAGCUGGAAUUUGUAACUGUCAUGAAUCUCUUGUUUAUUUAAGAAAUGGUGGUACAAAUUGCGUGAAAUAAUAAUUUUCUAGUUACAUCUUUUGAUGGUAUCUUUUUUAUAAUCGCUUAGUCACCUGUGCUCAACAAAUUAUUAUGUAACAACGUACUAUUCAAGAAGGACUACCGGAUGGGGUUACAGGACAUACUAUACUUCAUGCGGUUUCCUUUGGAUGAAGCGAUGUGCACGUUCUGUAGGUACCAGGAGAGUCUACUAUGUUCUCGAAACCUCUCGUGCAAGUAGAAGCAGAUACUACUGUUGCUCAGGAUGGCGAUCUGGAUUGUAUAAAGACUGCUCAAUACCUAUUUGCAGAAGUGGUUGUGUUCAUGGGAAUUGCACAUCCCCAAACACAUGUACCUGUAACAGCGGAUGGACAGGAAGCAGAUGUAAUAUAGAUGUGAACGAGUGUAAAUCCUCCAUCCAUGGAUGCCAGCAAGAAUGCAUUAACACUGUUGGCUCAUUCAUUUGUAAUUGCAAUAAUGGAUACAUUAAAUCAUCUACAAAAACCUGUCGAGAUCAGGAUGAAUGUACAAGGAGCCCAUGUACUUGUGCAUCUCGUCAACUCAGUGUCGACGUCUGCAAUGCUACUUGUAUCAAUAGCCCAGGAAGUUAUCAAUGUUCAUGUUCCAAAGGGUUUAAGACAAUGACGGCAAGACGAACUAUUUGCGAAGACGUAAAUGAAUGUUCUGGUUACAAUAAUAAGUGUGGGAAAACACAACAAUGCGUCAACACGUUAGGAAGUUACUAUUGUGUUUGUCCCCAUGGAUACAAACUCAAAACAAAUCAAUCGUUCUGUGAAGAUGUAAACGAAUGCAAGACAAAUAAUGGCGAAUGUGAACAUAAUUGUACAAAUACCCCUGGUUCAAGACGAUGUACGUGUAGGAGGGGCUACCGUUUGGAUAGUGACGACAGGUCAUGCAGUGAAAUAAACGAGUGCCGCGAAGGUAUACAUAGAUGCCAAUACGGAUGUAGGAAUACCAGGGGAAGCUUUACAUGUUACUGUGGUCCUGGAUACGAACUGAAUUCCGACAAAAGGACUUGUUCAGACAUAAACGAAUGUAGGCGCUAUAAAGGUAGAUAUGUUCCAUUAUCUACCUGCCAACAGUUGUGUACAAAUACAGAUGGAAGUUAUACUUGUGGAUGUAGACGCGGGUUUAAGAUCCUGGAAGACAGGAGAAGUUGCGGAGAUGUCGACGAAUGCAAAACGUGGUCACACGGGUGUGGCCAGGAAUGCAUCAACACACUUGGAAGUUACAAUUGUAGCUGUAAGGCCGGAUAURAACUUAAUUCAGAUGAGAGAUCAUGUAGAGCUCUUCCUUGCGAAAUUAUUAAAAAACCCUUGUAUGCUUCAUUAAACUGCUCCGGCACAACAACUAGCCAUUUCUGUUGGGUUUCAUGUUAUCAUGGCUACAACAGAGAGGGUCCACAGAGAGUAACCUGUAUGCCUAACCAAAGAUGGAGUGUUCCUCAACCCACAUGCCGACCGAAGUUAUGUGGCAUUUUAUCUCCUCGACCCAACGCAAUUGUAUCUCUUCCCUGCYAUAGACACUUUCGUUCUUCCUGCGAUAUGCGAUGUAUAUCUGGAUACUAUUCAUCUGGAAGCAGUAAAGCAACUUGUGAUCUUACGGCAGACCAGCAAAAUGUUGUCUGGAAAACUGAUUUCGAGUGUUUUUAUGUACGAAACUGCAAGCCCAAUCCCUGUCGUCAUGGAGGUAUUUGUACUUCACUGUCAUCAAAGGAUUUUCAAUGUGACUGCUCCAAUACUGGGUAUGAAGGGAGACUAUGUGAGCAUGGAGUCAUUGACAUUCCAUUGUUUCCGAAACUAAAAGCAAAUCUCCCAUCUCCAUACUUAUCUCUCCAAGCUAAACCCUCAAAAGAGAUCAAAGUAUCGAUAGUAUCAGACGACGAUGUAGUCGCAGAACCUAACGAAUUGCCAAUAACAGGAUCAAGUACCAAUGCAUAUUUUACUUUGAAAGCCCAACGGCCUGGUUUCAAGUCGAUCUCCUAUUACAUUCAAGGAGAAAACGAAGAAGACUACCAAAAACCAGCAGAUAGCAUUCUUUUUGUGACUCCAGAACUUAAACCGGAAACAAAAAGUAUUUUCGCUGAAAAUCCUACCCUUGAAGACGAAUUACCAAUAGGGUGCUACAUGACAGUGCUUGACAACGAUAAAUGCUCUGCAAAACUUUCCUCCACGUUGCCAUGGAGCCAGUACACAAAUCAAGAACAGGUAUCGACACAAGGAAUAGUGCAUUUAACGACUAAGGAAGGAAUAUCCACUCCUUUGUCCCUAAUUGGGUAUGACUUUCCACUUUCGUCUGAUAGUAUACUAAACAAGGUAAAACAAUUCCAUCAUGGUAAGUUAAACAACAAUGCUAAAUUGAACACAUCUGCCGCAAACAUCUGUAAAAGCACAAAAAUAGGCUUACCUGGAAUAUUGGAACUAGUUGAAAAUGAUGUGUUUGCUACCACUUUCUUUAAAGUAUUUUCUAAAUUUACACCAUCAUGGAUGAAGAUUUCUAGCAAGGACGAGACUUCUGUUUUUGACAUCAAAAAUAUUCACGCCUUGAUUAAUUCCGAAUCCAACGCCUGCUCUUCGUUGUUCGAUUCUUCAAAUGUAAUAACAUAUGAACCAAAUAUUGGCUCAAUUUUUACAUUUGACGAAGACAUCACUUUACCAGACGAGAGAGGCUUUUGUUAUGCAAUCGAUGUGUGUACCUCAGACGUUGGCUUCGCCCUUCCAAGUGAGAGUACAAAAGCAAUCAAGUCAUCAGCACUUUUCCAAGACAUGAGGAACGCUGGCUGGGAUAUUGGCCUUACCGGUGCCAUCUUUCCUAGGAAUGGAAAAGCUACAGUUACCAUUGGGCAGAGUUUAUGGAAUGGAAGGCAGUUAGAGAAUCUUAAAUUACAUGAGUAUAAAGUGUUGCUUAAAGGAAGAAUAAACAUCAAACUGGGAAACAAAGAAAACACAACCAUUUCUUUAGCUUAUCAGGGAGACAUAUUCAUAAACACAGAAAACCUUGAAAAGAGUUUUCAUUAUGGAUUUGAACGGGAAACUACCAGUGUACUGAAAGGAAAAGCAGCCAUGAACUUGACUACAACCGUCUUCGACAAGCAAGUUACCAUACACCUUCCACAAAGAGAAGUCGUUGGGAAAUCUUUAUUAGGAGGUGCAAACAAACCAAGGAACUCAUACAAUCAUGGUUGGUUCAUUGUUUGGAAGAGGGUUUCUAAUCUACUACAAGGAACACCUUUCAACCAUGUGGUACAUCCGAAGAGAAAUCAACCUGUUUUUGUCACAUUGGAGAACAAAAUACAAGGAGGAAGACAGAGAGAGAUCACGAAUUUAAAAGAAUAUAACAUCAUAACAACCCUACUAAGAUUACUUAUUCCGCAAAUGAAAAGUCUCCUCAAAAACCCCAAACUGAUUCUUUUGCUGAAAACAGAAACCUUGGACAAAUGGGCAGCCGACAUCAACCAUGCAGAAACUCUUUCAAGGGAUAUUCGUAGCGCUAUGAGCGGUGAUUUAAGUACUAGCCUUAGUCUAAACAAGUUUUCGUCUUUAAUAACAAAGCUAAGAAAUCGUAUACGUAACGUUAAGUCAAUUUGCCGAGUUAUUGAAUCAGAAGUUAAAAGCAGGUCUUUCGGGGAUGUUCCUUUGAUAGUGAACCAAGCAAAGAAUUUGAAAGAUGAUAUUCCGAAGAUCCCCAGUGUUCGCUGGAAGCGUUCUGCGAUGAUAGUGAAUUUCAGAAAAUUUAGUCUUCUUUUUAAAGGCAAAAUGUGCUCAAAAAAGACUUGUUUUGAUGACGUCAAGAUAAUCCUUGAAAGCACUUCUCCAAAGAUUCUGGAUAUCAAUGUCGACCAUCACCAAGAAAAAUAUAACCUUAGUUUUGUUGUUGAAGGAAAAUUGACCCAACCUCUUACAUUAGGUUCUGUUGCGGCGUUGGAAAAAGAUGAUCGUGUCUUCUUAGAAAUUUACAAUGACACAAAAGCAAGUAGACUGUCUUUCAACCCGAAAGUCAAUCUAUUAGGGAUACAAAAAGUGGUUACUGCAGUGGUAAAACAUGAUAUUUUAUCGUUCCAAACAUCAGGYCUCAUGUUUGGCAAACAUCAGGCCUCGAUUAACGUAAGUGCUAAAACAGAAUAUCAUGACUGGUCUUUAAUCCAAUACCGCUUACAGGGAAGAAUGGACUUGAACUCUAGACUGCUGCAAAGUCUUCAGAAGAAAAUUAAUAAUCAUGCUAGAGAGGUUGCAAAAAAAGCAACCCUACGAAUUAAGAAUGCGGAGAGCGAAGCAAAAAAGAACAACGACAACCUUCGAAACUUCACCGAAUUGUUGCGACAGAAGUUUAUAACAUACGAAGACCUGAAGCAGAAAAAUGGAAGUCAAUUCGCGCUUUUGAAUGCAAACAGGAUGAGUUAUAAGAUGUUAAAAGAUGAAAUUUAUUCAGGUCUUUCUGAAGAUGACGAGGAGCGUGCUAGACAAAGAUGCCCACUAAUGGAAUGUGGGAAAAUAUGCUCCAUGAUUAAUGUUUGCAGCUAUGAGAGGAAAAAACGUAAUAUUACUUACGAUGAACCCAAUUGCUUAGCAAAAGAAAAAACGAUCGAAAGGGAAAAAAUAUUACAAGAAAGUGCAAAUACUUUUUACGUCAAGCCAACUUUUGUGACCCAGUACACUGGAAAUUGUGGGUCUGGAGGAUUUUUUACAACAAUAGCAGACGCAAUUACUGGAUGUGACAGAACUUAUGCAGCGGUACGAGGAGAAGAUGAAAAGGUCCCAUAUACAAGAGUUUGGCUUUCUAGAGUAACAGAGAAGAUACCUGUAAAAGUAUUUGAUUGCUCAAAUCCAGUCUCGAAAAUUAAGGUCGUAGAUAGCUAUGAAUUCUCCUGUGAGAAAACAAAGUGUGUAAAGGUCAUGAAUUCAACAUGCUUUGCAAAAAAWCUGGAAUCUUGUAAAAUUUACAAUAAUCAAAAUUCCGAAAAGCCGCUAUCACAGUAUGAGAAAUUCAAAAACGAACAGUUUAAAAAUCUAAGUCGACUUGCAAUUUUACGAGACAUCGCAUACAUUAACCUGAAAAAARCACAAGCUAAACUUGAUAAAUCGAAGAAAGAACUUGACAUAACCAGAGCGCAAAAAAAGCAAUUGGAGAAUGCUAAAAAUGAACUAGAUUCUGCAGUUACAGAAAUAAAAAGCAUCCCAGAUGUCAUUCUUGGUUUGAGAGUGUCAAGAAUUCUUGAAAAACACCGUGAUAAAAAAAUACUACUGAGCGUGGCAGAUUUAACAUUUGAUGAGACAAUUACCGAUGACCAAGCGAAUCUAAAAAAUCAAAUGCCAAUGACCAUGACAGUGAAACCAAUAGAUGGAAAACAAAGGAAGUUGUCAGUUGUAUUUGAUUUCGACAAGGAAGAUAUUUCAAUUUACAGAGUAAUUAAACAAUUCAUAAGAGAAUUGUACGAGAAGAAAAGAGAUGCGACCAGGAAGAAAAGAUCCAUUCCCGAUAAGUUUUUGAACAAAUUUAUUACAACUGCUGAAAACCAAGUCGACAUGCAAAAUGUAUGGAAUAAUCAUCGUCGUUGUCUGAAAUCAAGGAAUGCAAAUCUUUUUUAUACAGAUGUUUUCAAGUCUCUUGACCAACUUAUUCAUGUUAGAAAACAAGCUGAACAAUCCAACAAAGACAACGUCAAUAAACUCGUUUCACUGUACAAGACCUUUGAAAAAAUUACGACUGUAAAAGCUAAAGGAAAAGGAAAUGAUAAUUCGAAAACUGUACUGAAGUCAUACUUGGAGUACUUUACAUUACUUAUAAACGAGAAACAGAAUUUUACGAAGUCUUGGGAAGAUGUUUUAGUUAUUUGGAAAACCUUUCUGGAAGGGCUUACCAAAGAGAGAUCCUUUUCAGAAUGCGCGGGCUUCCAAGAUUGCCUAGUCAGCAUUGCUGAAGAUUUGAAUGAUCUUUAUCUCUAUGAAAGUGAUUUUUUUAGGGCUAAUGAAAUCAGAGGAAAUAUAUCUUAUGUCAAGGACAGUAUCGUUGAUCUGAUCUCUAGAGACUUCACGUCGAACGAUUUUAAAACUAAAGUACUAGAUCUCAAAUCCCACUUACACCAUACAGAAGACACUAAUGUCCUUUGUGGAAGAAAACCAGAAAUUACCCUUGUAUCAAGUAGGUCUAAAGUGGUGGUAGAGAACGAGACUGUGACUCUGUUCUGUAAUGCUACUAGCGAUACAAAAGUGACUUACCAGUGGAAACACAACAAUGAAUCACUUAUCCAAUCAGAGAAUGGUUUGUUGACUAUACGAAAGGUUAAUACAAGUCACGCAGGCUCCUACAAGUGCAAGGCGAUCAACAGAAAAGGUUUCGCUACAUCCAAUGUGACCAUUAUUUCUGUAAAAAGCAAGCCAAAGAUAACAGAGCAUCCCAAUGACACUAACGUGUAUACAAAAGAUGGGAAGGGGUUUUUGUUAGUAUGCAAUGCAACAGGCGACCCUGAGCCUGAUAUCGAAUGGUUCUUCAUUUCUCAGUAUCCAAACAGCUCAGAAAUCAAGAUCUAUAAUGAUAAUGGAACUUUCUUGUAUUACAAAAACCCCACCACAAAUUUCUCUGGAUAUUAUUAUUGUAUUGCCCGCAACACUUAUGGACGGGCAGAGAGUAAAAGAGCUAGGGUUUGGGUCCUAGACAGUUCUCCAGGACAACCAAGAAUUGAAGUUAAAAUGAAUAUUACUAAAGCAUGCAAUAAGCAAAAUAUUUCGUUGGACUGUUCGAAAUACCGCAGGGAAAAUAUUCAUCAAACAUUGGCUUCUUUACUGAAUUGUUCAUUAUCUCAGAUUGAAAACACAAGUUAUGUUUCAGAUGGCUAUGGAAAUUCUACUGUAAGUUUUCUAUACAUCAGCUACAAACCCAUCAUCGAAAAAAUCGAUCGCGAUCACUCAAUCGAACCAGUCUUUGAAACGCUUUUGGAUUCAUUUGCCAGAAAGCGAAAACAGCUCGUAGAAGAGUUACAACUGCUAUACCAUAGAAUGAAGAAUGAGMCUACUUCUUUAGAAGAAGAAAUUAUUGACCCAGAAAGUCUACUUGUGCGAGGUGCUCCCCCUGGUUGUCCUAGAAAACAAGAACCUCAUUCUAAUGGAUUUAUGUGUGUUAAUUGCCCACCUGGAUCAUACAGAAGUAGUAAUGGUCGUUGUAUGUCUUGUCCACUCCAAACGUAUCAGUAUAAACAAGGACAAACUGAGUGCAUGCAUUGUGAAGAUGGAUCACAAACAGAAACUUUAGGGACAAUAAGUCCAAAAGAAUGUUUUAAGAUUCUACCUGAUGCGGCGCCAGUCAUCACACACUGCAUCCCCUUAAGUUAUGACAGCGCAAGGAUCACGUGGUCACCGAUACCUGAAAACAAACGAAACGGAAUUAUCCGGGGCUACAAAAUCUACUUCAAAGCAGGCGUUGGAGAGAAAUGGCAGAAAUGGCAAGUGCAGACAACAAAGUCAGUUAGCGUGACCAGCUAUGAUAUCACUGGACUGAAGCCAUCUACAUGGUAUUGCUUCAAGAUGUCUGCUUUUACAAGUAAAGGAGAGUAUCGGUUUUGGAAAGAGUCCGAGUGCUGGAUGAUAAAAACACCAUCAGGAUCAAAAGGUUGAGUGAAAAAAGAGCAAGAAACUAACCGGUAGGAGCUGGUUUAGCAAUAUCAGUAUCAGUAUUUUUGGCCAGCCCAGUUCAGUUAAACAAAUUAGAUAGUUUAAAUUAAAAUUUGCUUCGAAGUUUGAAUACAGCACUUUUUUUUACUACCAUGGUGCAUGCGCAGAUUAUAUUAUAUGGACUGUAAAAGGUAAAGCGAUUUUCGCACUAAACCUUACUUAGCUUAAAAACGUAAAGAAAAGCGCAUGCAAUGUAUUAUAGCAAAUAUAACUCUUUUUGUUUUCUUGAUUUUGAUUUUAUAUGCCUUCAGCUUUCAAAUGAAAAGCAAAUCAACUCAAUCGGAUAAGAGUUUAGGUGCUACAAAUUAAAAUGCUCAAAAUCGCUGUCGGUAUUUAGGUAGCCUGGAGUAGGUAGGCUUGGCAAAAAAAUUCCCGGUUGAGGGCAAGUUAAGUUUCCAACGUUAACAUAAAAAGCCUGGUGAUUUGCACUUAAUAAAUAAAUGUUUGUAAUAGUAACAAAAUUUUGUCAUUAUUAUAACAAUAAUGACAAAAUUACAAAAACGUAGAUACAAAAAAUCAUAAUACAAUAGAUACGAGACGAACAUUAUAUUAUGUUGUAUAUGAG
Molecule: messenger RNA, 8777 nt
Organism: Actinia tenebrosa (Australian red waratah sea anemone)
Lineage: Eukaryota; Metazoa; Cnidaria; Anthozoa; Actiniaria; Actiniidae
Molecular function (GO): protein binding; calcium ion binding
Source: RefSeq, a predicted model, not a curated record